AUGUGUGUGUUGACGUGGGUUCUGCUGUUUGUGUGGCUGGGUGGAGGGGUGUGUGUGUGUAUGAUGGAAAAUUACACCCUGCUCAUAGAGAAGAGAGGCUGUACACAGUGUAUCGCUGUCAACACCACCAUCUGCAGUGGCUUCUGCCACACACAGGUUAGAUACCUUAAUAUUCCUUCAUAGCUUCAUUUCUGCCUUCCUUCCUUCCUUCCUAUCAAAGUAUUCAAACAGGACCUGUUGGUGAUAGCAGAGUGAGAUGUGCUGAGGCUAGGUAGAAGAGGGUGAGACGUGGGAUUAGUCUCUCUCUUGACCCCUUUUCUAACCCCUUCUGUGUCAGGACACCAACGUGAAGGGCCGUGUGGGUAAGAGUUACCUGAUCCAGCGUGGCUGCAUGCCCCACUCCCUGGUCUACCAUCCUGCCCGCGUGCCAGGCUGCCCGCUGCAUGUCAGCAACGUGCUCUACUACCCAGAGUCCCGCCGCUGCCACUGCACCCGCUGUGACGGACACGCCCACCGCUGUGUCCACAUGACCCAGGCCACACCAACCCCCUGCACCAGGAAGAGCCCUGACCCCCACAGGACCGGCAGGACACACCCACCUGUCAAGAAACGCAGCGACCAGGAAACCUGA
Coregonus sp. 'balchen' is the source of this 631-nucleotide messenger RNA. NCBI's taxonomy places the organism in Eukaryota, Metazoa, Chordata, Actinopteri, Salmoniformes, Salmonidae. The record is from the annotation of a GenBank genome assembly.